AUGGCUGCUAAUAAUAUUUCUGAUGAUGCUGUUUUAGAAUUCAUGUUCAAUCCUGAGGCACAGGGUCUUUCACUGGAUGCCAUUGCAUGUACAAUAGACACAAAGCCAAAAUAUGAAAUUUCGUCUGAAUUACUACCGAAACUCGAACAACUGGAGAAAGAUGCUGUCAGUGCAGCAGAAGGAAACGAUUUAAAUAAAGCGUUAGAGUUGAUCAAUCAAUGUAUCCAAUUAGAGCCUAAAUAUGCCUCUGCUUACAAUAACAGAGCUCAGAUGUAUAGACUGGAUAAAAAGAUAGAUAAGGCACUCGAUGACUUGAAUCUCGUCAUCCAAGACCUUGGUCAAGGCCAGCCCAAGGUACUACGCCAAGCAUACACACAACGUGCGAUUAUCAAACGACAACAAGGUGACCUUGAAGGAUCCCGUCAGGACUUUGAAGAAGGGGCUAAAUUAGGCAACCCAGUAGCAAAAUCAGUUGCUGUCAAUGAAAAUCCAUAUGCCAAACUGUGUAAUCAAAUCAUGGCACAGGUGAUGAGCCAAGAGCUCAGGAAAGGUCAGCAAUAA
Molecule: messenger RNA, 561 nt
Organism: Rhizopus microsporus ATCC 52813
Lineage: Eukaryota; Fungi; Mucoromycota; Mucoromycetes; Mucorales; Rhizopodaceae
Product: tetratricopeptide repeat protein 36
Exons: 4
Coding region: 1-561 (186 amino acids)
Biological process (GO): cilium assembly
Molecular function (GO): protein binding
Source: RefSeq, a predicted model, not a curated record